AAUCGACGGAACAUCGAAAUUUAAAAAUGUAGAUCUCUGCCUAGCACUUUCGAUAUACACCAUAAGCCUUCGAUGAUAGAAUCGGUGAUUUCGAUGUCAGAAUCGGCGAUUCGAAGCGUCAUCGAAUCUUCCACGUUCAAUUUCGUGGUUUCACUUUCGUUUCUCCAUCUUCUCCAGUCUCCAUCUCCUGCUUUACAUCUCCAACACAACCAAUAUGGCGGCAUCCCACGGCAUGGAUUUCGACCCAGUCAUGGAGGCUGAGGUACCUGAGCCUAGUACUGCUGCUGCAGCAGCUGCAACACAUUCCACAGCCCCUCCAUCACCAAAAAAAAAAGCUUCCAGGAGGGCUGCAUCCAGCAGGAAGCGUAACAUUACCUGGACUCAUAUUGAGUGUCAGGUACUUGUGAAUGAAACGCUUCCUUGCUGGAUGCAGCUGUGUGGCCCCCGCUCCAGGGAGACUAGUCCGCAAUGGAAAUUGCAGAAGUGGGAGGAGAUCUCCAAAAAGGUAGAGGAGAUGUAUCACCAUCGGCGUGACCCGGCUGCCUGUCGUAAAAAAUUCAGCGACAUAAAACGAUCUAUUGUGCGCAAACGCAGACAGCCGGGGCGUGGAGGAAAACGGGUGUCUCUCCUGCCCCAUGAGGCAGACCUUUUAACGGGGAUAGGGGAGGAUGAGAUCACCCAGCUCCAGGCUCAUCAAGAUCGUAUCAAGGCCCAGCGCCGCCAGAAGCGGAGGGCGGAGGAGCUGGAGUCCUCCUCUUCAUCACCAAGAAGUGCCAUCCAGUCAGAGGGGGAGACGCAGGAGGAGGAGGCUGAGGCGGCAACGACCACAUCUACUGAGGCUGAGCAGGAGGUGGAAGAGAUCUGCCCUGGAGAAGCUGCUGGCAGUGCUGGGGAUGCUCAAGAUGGUGUCCAACAGCCAGGCGCGUCAGGUCCAGGGAAUCAAGAUGAAUUAAUCAUUCUUGAUUUACAUGCAGUGGACGAAGACCUGGACGUGUCUGGUUUGGCUCACCAUUCUUCCUCCCCAGCAGUUUCUCCAGCGCAUCAUCUCCAUCACCCUUCAGCAGCAUCCCCCAACCAGGACAUACCCAUUGACGCGGGCGCGUCCUCCACAAUGCAGCAGCCUACUCCAGGACACGCGCACUCUCCAGAGCCAUGCAAGCCUCUGCGGCGCAUUGUGAAGUGCCACUGUCAAGAAAGACAGUUAAGGAGGCUGUCUCACUCCUUGGCCCUCCACAAUCGCCAGCAGAUGCGGCAAUAUAUGGCUCUGGAGAGGUACCAACGGGCAACGAGGAGGAUGGCGUGUGAGAAUAUGAGAGCCAUAAACUCCACACUUGAAUGCAUACUGACCAAGUUGGAAGGAAACCAAAGUUUGUAA
Rana temporaria (common frog) is the source of this 1375-nucleotide messenger RNA. RefSeq lists its product as uncharacterized. Lineage: Eukaryota; Metazoa; Chordata; Amphibia; Anura; Ranidae. The record is from RefSeq and is a predicted model, not a curated record. The coding region runs from base 215 to 1375 and encodes 386 amino acids. The transcript is spliced from 6 exons.